AUGCAGAGCAAGCAUCGCGAAACAUCUACAACCAACGCGCACAGCCAACAGUCUGCAGUACAGGCAGCAUCUGUGCAGGCUCGCCAGAGACAAAGAAUUGCCCAGUUGGAGGAGAAGCUAGAGGCUCUCGAGUUGGGGCGUGUGGUCAAAGAAAAGCAAGCAAACUAUUAUGCGGCUCAGGGAAGGGCAAUCAAGUGCAUUGUUGCUCUAUUCGAUAACAUUGAGGACCUCGUUGCUGAAAUCGAUCGAAGAUAUGAAGGUGGCAAUGAAGACCAUACUAUUGACCAAGAUCAGCUACAAAUAGGGUAUGUCACCCUCUCAACCACCUUACCAUGGCUUUACAGGAAUGGGUCAGAGAUGGAGCACAAUGAAUACACGCAGAUGUUGAAAAUGCUUUGGCAGGGGGCUGACAGUGCUCGAGGUGACAAUACCUCGAAGCUCAAGGCUCUUGUUUCUGAAUGGGUCAAUCGGGAAUUCAAGCCAGAUUCACCAGUCGACUCCAAUGACAAACAUACCUGUGGAUUCUCCAAUGAUGCAUGCGGCAGGCUGCUUUGCCCUGCCAAACUAGAUUGGAACAACCCAGUGGUCCGGGCAGGCAUUCGAGAUUGCUCAGAGGGCUAUAUUGUGAUGGAUCUCUCCUUUCCGGCCUACCUGUAUGAUGGGUAUACUGCCAAUCCGGAUGAUCUUGAGGAGGGUUUGUUCAAAGGCAAAAUACUCAUUCAGGGAUAUAAAGCCGUGUUCACGUCACCUUCCUCAGCAAAGGACGUUGAAGGUGAUGGGGAUGGAGCAGAUAUCAUCCAGAACAACAGACGCGCCAGGAAGUCUUUCAACGGAGCUAAGGUCAAAAAACACAUAGUGCAGAUCAUCAAUAUGAAAAAGGUCACUCCUCGCUCAAUCGCAUACAUCAUGUGCCUAGCCCCCUGGUCGAGAUGCACAGUGCAGGGUCAACAAGCUUCUCAAGUGGUGGAGAAGGUUUUUGGACGGAGCCACCGUAACGACAUCAGUGAUGUGGCAAAGGCCAGAAUGUCUGUCAAUGCCCUCGCAAUGCAGAGGGCACAAUGCGAUGAUGCGGCCUUUGACUCGGCCUAG
Suillus paluster is the source of this 1089-nucleotide messenger RNA. RefSeq lists its product as uncharacterized. Bases 1 to 1089 code for a protein of 362 amino acids. The transcript has 8 exons. The record is from RefSeq and is a predicted model, not a curated record. Lineage: Eukaryota; Fungi; Basidiomycota; Agaricomycetes; Boletales; Suillaceae.